This is a messenger RNA of Neopsephotus bourkii (Bourke's parrot), 3428 nucleotides long. RefSeq names its product atrial natriuretic peptide receptor 1-like. The coding region runs from base 36 to 2630 and encodes 864 amino acids. The record is from RefSeq and is a predicted model, not a curated record. The transcript has 23 exons. Lineage: Eukaryota; Metazoa; Chordata; Aves; Psittaciformes; Psittacidae. Gene Ontology annotation, biological process: protein phosphorylation; cGMP biosynthetic process; receptor guanylyl cyclase signaling pathway. Gene Ontology annotation, molecular function: protein kinase activity; ATP binding; guanylate cyclase activity.
CAUCCGAAGCAGCCCUGACUUGGUGAGCUGGGUGCAUGCUAGGAAGCAUGGGAGCUGUUAAAACACCAGCCUUAGGGCUCCGAAGCCUUCUGAGUUUAUUGGUGGUAUCCGUGGAGGGGUGGCAUGAUUUAGAUAACAAAGACUAUGACUGUUGGCCCCUGGAAAAACCAGAUGAGUAUAACAUGCUGGACUGUGGAGGCCUGGAGAUGGCAUGGGUUCAAAGGCCUCCAGAAAAGACUGUGAGUGGGGAAUUCUUCAACGUGACCUAUGCAGUCUUUGCAUCAGAUAGCUUUUUUCAGUAUGCGGUGCAAAAUGGAAUCCUUUCUCACAGCAAUGCUACUGCUGCAAAAGAAUUCUGUGAGGAGCAUGAAUGUCCUGCCAGCUGGAAAGAUGCAAACGGGGAGAACUGUUGUGUCUACCAUGCCAACAUCCACUCCUGUCCUUUGGCCUUCAUGGGUCGAGGAGGAAUAUGUGGUCCAUGGAUCCCAGAUGAUGGCCAGAUAUUUACUCACACUUUGUCUACAGCUGGCAAAAUGAGCCAAAGAAACUGGACGGCCAAGGUUGUUUUAGUUCACCUGGGUGUGACUUCUCUUAUUGCACACAUCAGAGUUGGGAGAAUGCAAGUUGCUCUGGAAGCGAAAACCACAGUCCUUCCUGCAGUAGUCUGUGGAGAUGACUUUUGUGAAGAAAAAGAAGAAGGAUGCUCUAUCUGCCCAGUAGACUGUGGGGAAUGCCCACUGUCUGCUGAUGCUAGGAUAGCAAUUGCCUUACCAACAUGUUUAAUCUUCACAGGCUUCAUUUUCACAAUCAUGUGGUUUCAAUAUCAGAAACAAAAGAUGUUUUGGGAUGAAAGCUGGAUUAUAGACUUCACCUGCAUCAAACAAGAUGGCAUAGUACAGACAGCAAUGGGAAGCAUCAUGAGUGCUCCCCAAGUACCCAGUGACUCCAAUGCUAGCUGUAUCACAGCUCUGAGCUCCUGCACAGCUGCUGCUAACGUGUCCAAGAAACAGUACUUCACCCAGACUGGGAGAUAUGAUGGUAGAAGAGUGGCCAUAAAAAAAAUAAUGAAGAAGUCAUUCACCCUCUCCAAAUCCAUACGUAAGGAAGUAAAGCAAGUGAGGGAACUUGACCACCCUAACCUCUGCAAAUUCAUCGGAGGUUGUAUAGAAGUGCCAAAUGUUGCCAUUGUGACAGAGUACUGCCCCAAAGGCAGCUUGAGUGAUGUUCUACUCAAUGAAGAUGUUCCUUUGAACUGGGGUUUCAGGUUUUCUUUUGCUACUGAUAUUGCACAAGGAAUGGCUUAUCUUCACCAUCACAAAAUGUAUCAUGGACGGCUGAAGUCUAGUAACUGUGUUAUAGAUGACCGAUGGGUUUGUAAAAUAACAGAUUAUGGUUUGCAGUCAUACAGAAAAGAAGAUUCUCUGGAGGGGUCAAGCUCAUACCAGCAGCAUUUGACAGAGAUUUACACAGCUCCUGAAAUCCACUCCCUUUCAGACUAUGAACCCAAUUCUAUGACAGAUGUCUACAGUUAUGCCAUCAUUUUACUAGAAAUUGCCACAAGAAGCGACCCUAUGCCAGUAAAUGUGCAUUCAGGUGAAUAUUCUUCGUGCCCCCCUUUGGCAGAACUAAUUUCAGGAAAGGCUGAGAAUUCUUGCCCAUGUCCCACAGAUUACAUAGAGUUAAUCAGAAAGUGCAGAAAAAAUAAUCCAGCACAAAGGCCUACAUUUGAACAAGUCAAGAAAAUGUUGUGCAAGAUGAAUCCUAAUAAAGUUAGCCCUGUUGACAUGAUGAUGACUCUGAUGGAGAAAUAUAGCAAACAUCUGGAGAUACUGGUUUCUGAGAGAACCCAGGAUUUAAUGCAUGAAAAACAGAAGACUGAUCGUCUGUUGUAUAGUAUGUUGCCGAAGCAAGUAGCAGAUGAUCUCAGGCAGGGAAAACAUGCACAAGCUCAAAGUUACUUAAGUGCCACCAUCUUUUUCAGUGACAUUGUUGGCUUCACUCAGCUGUCCAGCAGCAGCACACCUUACCAAGUGGUAGAUCUCUUGAACAAGCUCUAUACCACUUUUGAUGAAAUCAUAGAUAACUAUGAUGUCUAUAAGGUGGAGACAAUAGGAGAUGCCUAUAUGGUGGUAUCAGGAGUACCCAAAGAGAAUGGGAUCCUUCAUGCUGGUGAGAUCGCAAGCAUGGCUUUAGACCUUCUGGAUGUCUGCAAGACUUUUAAGAUUCCGCACAAGCCUAACACCCUCCUAAAGAUAAGAGCAGGAAUCCAUUCAGGGGCAGUUGUAGCUGGAGUUGUUGGGACCAAAAUGCCACGGUAUUGUUUAUUUGGAGAUACUGUGAACACAGCUUCCAGGAUGGAAUCUACCAGUGAAGCUCUUAAAAUACAGUGCAGUUCAAGCACAUACCAGCUGUUGGAGCAGAUUGGAGAGUAUGUGUUAGUAUGUCGUGGAAAUUUACAAGUCAAGGGGAAAGGAGACAUGGUAACAUACUGGCUGGAAGGUAAGAAAGCCUCUGCCACCCGGAAGGCAGUCACCAGCACGUCUGUGACUCGUCAGGACCCCAACAGAGCUUUGCUUAGUUUGAUACCAGGUGUCCUUCCCAGCGAUCCUCUCUCAAGUCCUGCUUACUAGCCACUCUCUAACCCCAGCAUCCACCCUGCUUUCAGUCUGUUAGGUCACUUUUUUAGAAAGUAAGGAAAGAGAUAGAUGCCUCUUUGGCCUUGUGGGUAUAUUAGCUCAGAUUUUAUUCGCAGGUAUCUUUUUUCCACCAGUGGCAGGAAAAAUACAAAAAAGCAAAAACUUAUCUCAAGGAAUGAUACAUAAGAAUGGUUCACCAGCUGCUAGGGCAGAAAGUAGCUCCCAGUGUUACUUGGUAUGGUUUUGCUGGGUAAUCCCCUGACAGCAGCCUCCAUCACUUCAAAACUAGCUGGCUGGACAUUCCAGCCUGUAAAGUGCUCCCACAGGAAAGAAGGAAUUAUUGCUAUUUAGUGACAUGAGAAACUUUGUGAUUGUGAUUGGUUUUGCGCUGUGAAUGGGAAAAAUGAGAUGUGUAUUGUGUGAGAAAGCAAGGCCCAUUGGAAGAGGAGGAUGAAGCAGUGCAGUCAUAGUGGGUACAAAUUGGAACAGGAAUUUGUGCUCCUGUGUCUGUUUCAUGUCCAUUGCCUGGAGCAUAGAAAGAACAACGAAGAAGAAAGUCAGGUAUUUCCAUAGAGUCAACACUUAGUAAUACCUGCCAUCUUGGUACAGAGAUCUGAAAAUCUUGGGAGAGAAAUGAAGGGCAUUACAUACUGUUAAACAGCAGAGAGUACUUUACAGCUGCUCUUGUCUUUGGCUGCUCUGGAAUUUCUCUGAAAAACUGUCUUAAUGUUUAUUUAUAUUAAGAAGUUGCUUUUGACUAAAGCAGUGGUGAACCUCCUAUUGCUGUCUGUC